CCCAAACAACAGUUGUCCAAACUAGGAGAGUCGGCACACAAGCAAAUCAUAAUGCCAAAUCUCUGCAAACAUCGUCAACUCAAACAAGUGAAGACUUCUGUGAACCUGGGCCACAGCACUCAGGCAUUCAAUGGGAACCAAAACGGUGCUCUACACCAGUUAUGAAUGAUGUGACAGAGACCACUAUCGGUGACACUGACAAUCCAGCAGACACCACCUAUGUACCACAACACGACAGCCUUCUUGGUGAUAGCCCUCAAGCCAGCAGUGUCAGUCCCCAGGAGGAGAGAAAAUAUAUAAUAUUCGAAAGCAAGCUGAAAGAACUGUUUCGUUCCUGCACCACAUGCUUGAACCCAUGUACUACAAGCUUCAGCUGUGUUGGUUCCCUCCUCCGAGUUGAGUCCUGCUGCGUAGAUGGUCAUACGUUUGUUUGGGAGAGCCAGCCAUACAUAUCAAAUAAGCCUGCUGGAAACGUCCUGCUGUCUGCAGCAAUUCUGUUUAGCGGAGCAAGUCCCACUCCAACACUGCGGAUGCUCAAACUGAUAAAUGUCAAGAUCUUCUGUGAUCACACGUUUUUCAACUACCAGCGAGGAUACCUUCUACCAGCAAUAACUGAGGUAUGGACACAGCACCAAGCGGCACUCCUGGUUGAGUUGCAGGGCAAGGAAACCGACUUGGCUGCUGAUGGAAGAUGCGAUUCUCCGGGCCACAACGCAAAGUACCUAUCGUACAGUUUCUAUGAUGGGAAGCUGAACAAGGUUGUCCAUACAGUACAGGUUCAGUCAAAUGAAGUGGCAUCAAGCUACCACAUGGAGCUGGAAGCACUGCAGCGUGGCCUUGAAGAACUGCAUGAUUUCAACGUCGGUGUACGGUCUUUGACAACAGAUCGGCAUCCCAGUGUACGGAAAUACAUGCGUACAUCACACCCAGAGGUUAACCACCAGUUUGAUGUCUGGCACGUUUCCAAAGGCAUUCGAAAGAAGCUGAUGAGUGCCAGCAAAGGAAAAGGUUGCGAAGCACUUGAGCUAUGGUCAAAGCCUGUGGUGAAUCAUCUGUACUACUGUGUCACCCACAGCGAAGGAGAUGCAGAGCGUGUGUUAUCGAUGUGGAAGAGCCUUAACAAUCAUGUGUGCAACAUUCAUGAGGGCCAUGAAGGCCCAUAUCCACGCUGUCUGCACCCUGUCCUGGACGAGAACGACCGACCAUGGCUCAUUCCUGGGUCACAGCCUCAGAAGAAGCUAGCAGAGAUAACCCUGGCAAAAUAUCUGUUGAAGGAUAUUCCAAAGCUUUCUCCUGAUGUUCAGACAUCAAACUUGGAAGCAUUCCACAGCCUUCUCAUCCGGUUUGCUUCCAAGUCUGUUGGGUAUGGCCCCAAAACUAUGAAAUGCAGGACGCAGCUAGCCAUCCUGCAUUUCAAUGAAAACUCCAACAGGGCCCAUGCUUUCACAGAAGAUGGAGAACUGCGCUACCUAAUGAAGCGAUCGAAGGUGUACUCUGGAGAGUAUGUUGCGCUGCCCAUCAAGGAGGAGCCUACCUUCAAUUAUGCUCGCAAGCUUCUGGACAAGGUGGUAGAGCUCUGCCAUAAAUGGCUUACAUUUGAUGACGCAUGGGCUGCAAACCCUCCCGAUGAACUGCCUAGUCUAACGAAGAACGAGCCCCCUGUAGACAAGAGGGCACUUGUAGAGGCCAGGCAACACCGUCUAGAGAUGUCGCUGCUGCCUGUGCAAGGAAGAUUCGCAAAGUACGUAAACCAUCCAGAUGCUGUAUUGUCAGAAGUGCAUAGCACAUAA
Ornithodoros turicata is the source of this 1790-nucleotide messenger RNA. RefSeq lists its product as uncharacterized. NCBI's taxonomy places the organism in Eukaryota, Metazoa, Arthropoda, Arachnida, Ixodida, Argasidae. The record is from RefSeq and is a predicted model, not a curated record. The coding region runs from base 162 to 1790 and encodes 542 amino acids. The transcript is spliced from 10 exons.